CCGCCUUUUUCCUCUAUUUAUUCAACUUCCCAUUUCUCUCUCUCUCUCUCUCUCUCUCUCUCUCUCUCCCAAAAUGUCUGAAUCCAACGUACCCCUUCUGGAAUCAAAGCCUCAAACAAUCGAGGAACAUGAUGCUAAUGGAGCUUCUCUCUCCACAAGAAUUUUGGUCGAGUCCAAGCAGCUUUGGCACAUCGUCGGUCCAGCAGUCUUCAGCCGUGUCGCCACCUACUCCAUGUUGGUCAUUACCCAAGCCUUCGCUGGCCAUUUAGGCGACCUAGAACUUGCCGCAAUGUCCAUCGCCAAUAAUGUAAUCGUAGGCUUCGACUUCGGUCUCUUGUUGGGUAUGGCCAGCGCUUUAGAAACACUAUGUGGACAAGCUUACGGAGCUAAGAAAUUCCACAUGUUGGGGAUAUACAUGCAGCGAUCUUGGAUUGUUCUGCUCCUUUGUUGUAUUUUGAUUCUACCCAUUUACAUAUUUUCAACCCCUGUUUUAAAGCUUUUAGGACAGCCGUCGGAUUUGGCAGAGAUGGCUGGGAAAGUAUCGGUGCUGUUUGUUCCAUUGCAUUUCAGCUUUGCGAUUCAGUUUCCUUUACAGAGAUUCUUGCAGAGUCAGUUAAAGACGGCAGUGAUUGCUUAUGUUUCGUUAGUGGCGUUGGUGGUUCAUAUUUUGGUGAGCUGGUUGCUUGUUUAUGGGCUUAAGCUUGGGCUGUUCGGAACCGCCAUUACCAUUAACAUUUCAUGGUGGGUUUUGGUGUUCGGGCUUUUGUUUUACACCGUGUGCGGUGGCUGCCCUCGGACUUGGACUGGGUUCUCCGUUGAGGCUUUUUCUGGGCUUUGGGAGUUCGUCAAAUUGUCUACUGCUUCUGGAAUCAUGCUCUGUUUGGAGAAUUGGUAUUACAGAAUAUUGAUAGUGAUGACUGGGAAUCUGCAGAACGCUAAACUUGCGGUGGAUGCUUUGUCUGUAUGCAUGACGAUCAACGGCUGGGAAAUGAUGAUCCCAUUGGCCUUUUUCGUCGGAUCCGGAGUAAGAGUAGCAAAUGAGCUGGGAUCUGGAAAUGGAAAAGGAGCAAAAUUUGCAACAAUGGUGGCGGUUGGGACAUCAGUCAUAAUUGGGAUAUUUUUCUGGAUAAUCAUUAUGACAUUCGACACUCAAAUUUCUUUCAUAUUCACUUCUAGUGAAGUAGUUCUAAAGGAAGUAAAGAAGUUGACUAUCCUUCUCGCAUUCACCGUCUUACUCAACAGUGUUCAACCUGUUCUCUCUGGGGUGGCAGUUGGUUCGGGAUGGCAAUCAUAUGUUGCAUAUGUGAAUUUAGGAUGUUAUUACCUAAUUGGAUUGCCUCUUGGCUUUCUCAUGGGUUGGGGCUUCAACCUUGGAGUUAAGGGCAUAUGGGCUGGAAUGAUAUUUGGUGGCACGGCCAUUCAAACAUUGAUAUUGUGCAUUAUGACUAUUCGAUGCGAUUGGAACAAGGAGGCAGAGAGAGCAAGCUUGCACAUUAAGAAAUGGGAAGAACAAACUCCAGAGCUUUGACUUAUUUAUUUUGCUUCUAAUCCUCGUUUUGUUGCUCUAAAUGCGAAUCAAGCAUGCAUUUAUCUUUGUAAUGCUUCCCAUAUUAAUGAACAAAUAAUCUCCCUCCAAUUUUUCUACAUUAAUUUUUCAAUAUUUUCGAAUGUUCGGGACAAGGAGUAAAGUUGUGAAGUUUUUAGGUCCAUAAUGUAUUCUCAUUGUCUAUUUAUUCCU
Benincasa hispida (wax gourd) is the source of this 1738-nucleotide messenger RNA. RefSeq names its product protein DETOXIFICATION 27-like. Gene Ontology annotation, biological process: xenobiotic detoxification by transmembrane export across the plasma membrane. Gene Ontology annotation, cellular component: membrane. NCBI's taxonomy places the organism in Eukaryota, Viridiplantae, Streptophyta, Magnoliopsida, Cucurbitales, Cucurbitaceae. Gene Ontology annotation, molecular function: antiporter activity; xenobiotic transmembrane transporter activity. The record is from RefSeq and is a predicted model, not a curated record.